This is a messenger RNA of Trachemys scripta elegans, 1916 nucleotides long. RefSeq lists its product as uncharacterized. The record is from RefSeq and is a predicted model, not a curated record. Gene Ontology annotation, molecular function: serine hydrolase activity. Bases 106 to 1023 code for a protein of 305 amino acids. Lineage: Eukaryota; Metazoa; Chordata; Testudines; Emydidae. The transcript is spliced from 3 exons.
CGGGGGCACCGGGUGGAGCCGGGCCGGGCAGAGCGCGUUGGGACACGGCACCGCCAGGGGCUCCCAUGCCUGGACGCCGGAGGCAGCGUGGCCCCAGCAGCCUGGAUGCAGAUGGAGCAGGCUGGAGGCACCAGGGCUGCCCCCCUAGUGGAGCCUGGGGGCCCAGAGCCCACCCCAUUGCGGGCGCUGCAGCCUGCCGAGCUCUCUCUCGCCCCUGGCGGGCCAGCAGCGGUGACGGCCUUUUCCAGGACCCUACGCCUGUACAGCAGCCCCGUGCCUGGGGGCAGCGCCCCCUCCAGGCCCCUGGUGGUGAUGCUGCCCUGGUUUGGCGCCCGGCCCUGCUCCAUUGCGAGGUACCUGGAGCUCUAUCUGCCGCGCGGCCUGGACGUGCUGGUAGUGGAGAGUGACCUGAGCCACUUCCUAUGGCCCCGGCACGGGCUGACCUACGCGGCCUGUGUGCUGGGCCUGCUCCGGGACAGCCAGCCCUUCUGCUCCCGCCCGCUGCUUGUCCAUGCCUUCUCCAUCGGCGGCUACACCUUCGCCCAGAUGAUGGUGCACAUGAGCCGGGAGCCGCAGCGGCACCGGCAGCUGGCAGAGAGGAUCCGGGGCCUGGUGUACGACAGCCUGGUGAUGGGCAGCCUGGGGAACAUGGCGCUGGGCGUGGCUCAGAUGAGCAGCUCCCCGGCCUUCCGGCCCCUCGUCAGGGGAGGCACCAGGCUCUACUUCAGCCUCCUGCACGGCUGCACCGUGCGGUACUACAAAGCGGCCCAGGGCGUGGUCUCCCGGCCGCCGCUUCACUGCCCCGUCCUGCUCUUCUAUUGCUGCAACGACCCCCUGAGCGACCCCGCCCGGGUGCAGGAGCUGCUGGAGAGCUGGAGGGGGGCGGGGAUCCAGGUGCAGGCCCAGGGCUGGCAGGACUCGUGCCAUGCAGCCCAUCUGCGCCAGCACCCCCAGGAGUACCAGCGGGUGCUGCAGGGAUUCCUGGAGCGGCUGGACCUGGCCCUGCUCCGCGCCAGGCUCUAGGAGCUGGGGCUGGGUGGGCCCAGGAGCCCCCCCUCACACGGCUGGGGUGACAUGCAGCUGCUGCCGCAGCCCUGCUCGUCCCUGGCAGGCAGGGGACUGCUGCCCUCCCAACACCCAGCCUCCAGCCGUGCCAUUCGCCUUCCUCAGCUGGCCCUGGCGGGCAGGCCAGGGUCCAUGGGCACGGUGCCCGACUGGGUGGCCUUGGGCACAGCGCACGGUACCAGCUGCUACACCAUGGACACCCCGGCCACAGGAGGGGGAAAGCCCUUGAGUCCUCUGCCCCAGGGAGGCAUGAUGGGCACCUGCUUGCUCUAGCCCCACUGGGCUGAGUGGUGCUGGGGCCAACAGGGAGCAGGUGCGGGGAGGCAGAUUUCCCCCAGGUGGGUUGAUGAGGGGGGAGGGCAGCCCUCCCCUCGCCCAGUCUCACCUCUGCCCCGGGCUGGACUGGGACAGGCUGCUGGUGGCUGCGCUGGACAAAGAUGAACUCGCAACUCAGCGGCUCCACCUCCCACCAGGACCCAGCUGCCGUUGUGCACCUGCCCCCUCCCGGCACCGAGCAAAGGCCCCUCGCAGGGCCUGGGGGAAUGGCCAGGCGGAGCAGGGAUGGGGGCUCGGGGGAGCAUUUCAUGCUAGUUUCAACAGUUUUUUAACCCCAUCUGUAAAUUGGUUUGAAAUCCCCCCGGCCACCGGAUCCUGCCCUGAUUCCACAGUGCAGCUGCCACUGGUCCUCUAACCACGUGCCCUAGCCCUGCUCAGGCAGGCCCUGGGCCCAGUCCUCACCCCCUUCUCCCGCGGGCUGGAGUCCAGCUCCGCGUGCUCCACCCCACCAGCCGCUGCCAGGCCCGAUGCUGCAUUACUUUAUUAUUUUUCAAUACACAAUUACAAACACUGGA